AGGACGUUUCAGCUUAAGUCAAUGAAAAGUUUCAUUUUCAAACUUGGCUUUUAUAUACUCUCAUGCAUGUAUUCAUCAAGGUGAUUCAAAGUGCGACUUUCGGUUUGGGAGCGUAUUUGAAUCUGCCGGAGAAUGGUGUAGAUUCUGUCAGUUUCGUAACUUUGUCGAACAUUUCCUGAUACAACACUGGCUUUGUGAGUCUGUCGAAUUUCAAUGCUUACGAUUCACUUUCAAUGUAAUUUAGCUGUGGUUUAAAAAUAUGUGAAGAAUAAGCUGAUUCCUGGUUUAUUUGUCCACCCAAAGGAUUGUAAAUUAGCGAAUCAUGGGUUCGAAGUUUACUGUAAUUACUAAGUUUUGAGAAACUGAAGCUUCAUGAGGCCUCAAAUUGUAGGAGUUCCUUAUCUACAGCAUAUAAGUUUACAAACAGCUGCGGAUUUGCAGUUCGUUCACUCCUAUUAAAAGAGCCAACAUUCUCAUAACCUUUGUAAUGUCUGAAAACGGAAGUUGUCAGUGUCAUCACCCACCUUAAAGCGUAGAUUCAUAGAUGUUUCUUUUUGAGUGUGUGGUAUUUAGUGACUACUACAUGCAUAUAAAUACAAAAGCUUAUAGACAGUGUUAUUGGUGCUAUUCACUUUUCACAAAUGAUAUGAAGGAUUUGCUUUCAGAAACCGACGGCAACUGCCUUUUCACGUUAAGGGAGGUCUUGGACUUUCGUGAUUCAAACUGCUAAAAAAACGAAAGCAUAACGAUCUAAACCGUUGUAAGUAGUCAUUUUGUAUUGCGUUUGUGAAUCAGAUGACAGCUGCGGUUUCAGGAGAGUUUUCACCAAGAUUUCACAGACAUCAUUUCAUUCGGUAAAGUUUGUAACAUCUCAAGUUUUUAUUUGGGAUAUCUGUAAUUCUGAAGGUGAUCGUCCUCUGCUUGUUGAUAGUGCUUGGGUUGUUACAGGUUGGUCUUAGUUGAGGAUGCAUAAACAUAUUUGAAAUUGGUAGUUCGCUUAAAUAAUCGUUGUUUAAAAUUCUUCUUCGGUCGGUUUUUCCUCUAUGUUCGUAGUUAAAGACAGCUUUAUUUGGGGAACAUCUUUUAGGGUCACGUGAGGAAACUUUCAAAGUCAAUUUGAGCAUUAGUUUUGAAUCUGUAAUUUACUGGUUAUUAUCUGCAGCUUUUUAUGCUGGGCGUAAUCUAAGCCAGGUGGAUUGAAACUAUACUGUUUGUCAUUCAAAAAAGUAAUUGUAGGUUAUCAGCACUUAUAAAGCCUUAGAUCACUGAAUUACUUGUAUUAGGACCAAAGCAAUGGCCUCUUACGAAAAACACACCAUGCUCUUAAGUUACCGUCUGCAACAGCAUGCUUUUUCUAGAAGCUAGUUAUAUUACGUGCAUUAGUUACUUCUUAGGCAAAAUUUCGAAGUUAGAAUACCGUGUAGGUUUGUAAUUAGUAAAUUAUAAUCGUAUUUUAAAGACGUUACCCGCUAAGCUGUGAAGGAAGCGUACUGCGUUAAGACUAAUGGUAACGCGGCGAGAGAACCUAAGCAAGUGAGUCAAACACUUAACUGGGUAUUUAAGUCUUUUGGUUAUGACUGCGUGAAACAAAAGAAGGGGAAACUAAAAAAGUGAAUGAUCAGUUUUCUACAUGAGAUGCGAUGUCUUCUUAUACUUCUGUCAAAAAAUCAAGUCCGGUGGUUACGUAAUAACCAACUAAGUACUCGACUGUCCUCUAGCUCUGAUUAGUGGCAAGUUUCUAUAUGUCAUCCAAAGCCCGGAACAUCAGUUUUUCCAAGUGCCAGUGGACCUUUUGUGUGCAAAAGGAUAGUUGUAAAAUCAAUUAAACAAAAGCUAAUUGUAUCACAUGUAGCUUCAGAAAUAGAUGUUUCACUCUUAUGUCCUAAGAUAGUAUUUCCUUCUCUUACGAAACAAUGCAAGGCAAGUUUGUUGGCAGUCAAAUAUCGAAAUCUCCAAAUUUCCAACAUUUCUGCUUAGUAUGCGAUAAUGUGUUGAGAUAGAGCAUAAAGACUUGUUAAUUUCAUUAAGGUAGGUAGUUGCGCCAGCUUGGGUCUUCCAGCUGUAAGCAAAUUCUAUGAUUGAUGCUAAGAACUUAUGUCAUUCUUAAUCUGGGAAUCUGACUGAGUACCCGGUUAAAGCCCAGUAUCUUGUGCAAGAUGAAAAGAUGUGUUCAGUGAUGGACAUCCUACAAACAACACGGUUGUGGUGAAGCCAUUGAGUAAUCAAUACUUUAGUUAAGCUCAUAGUUUCGGACAGGGAAGUUUAAGCAUUCGGUGAGACUGUGAAGGUGCUUCAGCUGGUUGUUUUGAUGUGGGUCGUUGGUGUAUCCACUCGACCUUUAACCACGGGGUCACAGGUCCGAACCCUGCUCCACCUACCGAGGUUUGGGCUGCCGGAUAGUAUCAAUAGGCCUCACACUAUAUGCGUGGCUCGUCGCCUACUACACGGAAGUACACAAGGUGGCUGGGUGCGUUUCAUUCUUUUUGGGCUCGUCGGCUGGACGUACCUACAACCCAGUGAGUGUUGUUCCCACUAGGACUCGAACUCGGUACCCAUCACUUCAAAUGCUAAAUGCAGGAAAGCCACCACUUGUGCAACUUGUACCAGCUGUUGUUCACUGAUUGUAAUUUCCACUGCUAGCCACUAAAUAGACUAUAAUAUAGUGAAUAUCCAGGCAGUAUUGAGGCAUCUGCAUUGGAGCCCAUCUGCCAACAGAGGUCUGGCAAUUCUGUCUAUUGUAGCAACGCGCAAUUAAAAGUACCACUAAACCUCCAUGGAUGGAGGGACAUCAAAAGCAAAAUGUGAGGCUCCGAAUAAGGUCAUAAUAUGAGUAUUUAAGCCUACAAAGUACCUUAAAGAAAAAUUUCGUCGGCUAAGGAAUCUUAUUGAACCUAUUCAACAAAAUUUAGUCUAUCAAAUUCUAUGCAAUAAUUUUGGGAUCAAAUACAAAAACAAACUAGUCGACUGAGUUUAUGUAGCUUAGUAAAACAGAAAUCUAGCGUAAUAUAAAUGGUUAACCGUGGAAAAAUGAGAAAUCUGAAAACAACUUAUCCAUAGCUAAGCAUCCAGUCACUAUCGAUAGAAUGUGUAGAAUGAUAACGGGUAAGUAGAGACAUCGAUAACUAAGGUUUUGUGUAUCGGAUAGACGCGACACCAGUUGUGGAGAAGUGGGGAACUACUGAUGCAGUCAAAAGAUGAAGAAUAGUAAAACUUAGAACGAUACCGAAAGGUUGAUUGAUUACUUUGAAAUGAAUAUGACUACUAAAUUCUGCUCGAAACGUCAUUAGUAAAUAAUACUGUUUCACUGUAAAAUGCGUGUAUUAAGAGAACUUUAGUCGAGUUCUUCUCUGCUAUAUUGCGUGAAUACUAAUAUUUCCUUUGCUAUCCAGUUGACUAGGUACAGUUCUUCAAUUAGUCGGACGAAGGAUAUUAAAGUCAGCAUUUUGAUUAUUGUCAUGUGUAUUUGAGGAUAGGUCUUCGAGAGGAAGAUGAACUUCUCGGGAUUACUUAAUCGCCAGUAUUGUGAAAUCAGGUGUACACUAACGUAGGACCUGCCAUAAACACAUCGGUCCAUGUUGCUACUCUUCACUACAGCGCAAUAAGGGAUUCAGUAAAGGGAAUGACAAGAGAAUAUCAACAAUUACUAAAAUACAUGACAAGGAACACAAAUAUAUUACAGUACGGUUUAAAAAAAGAUAGCGUGGGUUCGUCUGUUUUAAGCAGCACACCUGAUUACCAACGAAUGAUACAUGUUUAAUGACAAACAACCACAAAAAUGCAGAUGCUUGUUAAUACAGUUGUGCUAUUCAUAUACGAAAAUACCAGGCGGAAUUAUUGUGACAACACUAGUAAGUUGUCACAUGUUGAUAUGUGUAUGAAUAUGAAAAUCUUGAAUAUUUCAGAUGUUUCGAGGUCCUUAUAUUUGGUGUGCUCAGGCUCGCGGCAUGACUUUGCUCCAACAAAUUAUACAAGAUGGCAUUAUGCGGGAAUUAGUGUGAUUGGUUAUCUCACUUGGGUGUAGACUAAGUAAACACUUUCGGAACCGGGUAUCUUUCCAUAUCUACUACAAGUAUGCUUCUGUCGGGCCAUAGCUAUAGGAAGAUCACUUUUGUGGAUUAUUUUUGUUUCGUAUUUCUUGGCCAAUAUAUCUCGGUGAACUAAAAUAGUCACGAUUUUUCUGUACGGUAUAUUUUAUUUUCACAUAAAUUAAUAUCUCAAAUGCUCGUAAUGUAAUACAUUUUAUGCUGACUAUUUCUAGUCUUAUUUUACUAUGAAUCCUGGAAUUUUUUAGUUUCAUAAUUUUCAUGAACACGUAUCCUAUUCUUAAUCAUGCAUUAUUAUCGAAUACAACUUACUUUUUCAGAUAUCUACUUUGGCUCUGAUGCUUCAGGAACCUAUUCUUCAUCUUAGUUCGGAAAAGGAGAACCUCAAUACAACAUUCUUUUCAACUGUGUCUCAUUCCAAAGAAAGACUGACAAAGCUAGUGUUGAAGAUAUUAAACGUUUUUGCGUAACUUCUACUCAGGACAAAAAAAUGCCAGGAGUUUCUACUGUAACUCGUACUCAAGGUCAUUGCAGAUCUGGUUCCACCAACACCGACUCUGUUUUGUCCUUCCGAAUUCUCAAGUAUCAUCCAAAUUACGAGCAGUUGGUGAACCGACCUUAAAAAAGUCAUCUAGCUACCAAAAUAUAAAAACUGUCAAUUCUGGGAAAAGCCAAACAACCAUGCAUUUAUCAAAUUUACAAGCUAUUCAGCCAGGGAAAAAAAGAAAUCUCAAUCAUAAACAGAAGCAUCAUGGUAGUGUAGCUAACAUCCCGACAGCUUGUUCAAAAAAUACAGAGCUUACUUCUUCAGAACCACAUUUUCAGACUCAUCUCAAUACCCAGUCUAACGCCCAUCGCAUAUCUGUUAAUAGUGACUUACUUUCGCGUGUAGAAAGGGAAAAAAAGCAAUUUGAAGCUCGGAUUUCUGAGUUAACCCAGAUUACAGAAACACGUAAAAUGGAAAUUGAGAAGUUGACAUUCGAGGUGCGUCGUGCUAAGGAAGAGGCAUCAAAAGCCCUGUCAUUGGUGGACGAAGCUAAGCUUGAAAAUACCCAACUGAGAAAUCAACUGUUAGCUCUCGGAAGUCCAUGCAAAAAAGACGGAGACCAGUGGUCCACAGUCGAAACGCAUCAAAAUACAAAGCAAAGUUUAACUACUUCGAAUUCACGUAGACUUGCAUACACAUCAUCUCCUCCAGAAUCUCUUGGUACAACCACACGUCUUACACCAGGUGGAGCCACCACUGCUCUUACCGGAGCUGUUACUGCUAGCUCUAGAUCAAGCGAAUGGAAUGAUACUGUUCCAGGAUUUGAAUUGUGUCCUACCGACGAACCUACAACGUAUGAUGCUAAUUAUCUCGGUGAUUUAGAAAGUCUAAGAGAUAUCAGAAGUCAGAGCGAAAAUGCGGUUGUCAGUGUAGCCACAUUACAAGGGCGUCUGUUGCAAAUGGAAGAGGCUAACUACACUACUAAUGAGGAACUUCAGGCCACCUUACAAGAACUGUGGGAUUUACAGCGGAGUGUAGAUGAGGCUCAUGAACAAGCACACAGUCUUGCUUUUGAACGUGCAAUUUUACUAGAAGCUCUUUCAACUCAAACUUCGAAACUUGAACAUUGUCGUUUUCAAAUUGAACAGUUGAAAUACUUAUUACUCACAGACCGUAGCGCCCAAACGCCUGGUACACGAGAACAUCAUUUUUGUGAGUUGUAUUCAUCCAUUGAACAAGAAAAGCAAGUGUUACUUGGUCAAAAUAAUGACUUGGUUCAGAGUUCUGAAAGCUUAACCCAUGAAUGCCAUAUUUUGACCGAGAAAGCCUCGGCCUUACAGGAUAGCUAUGAUGCUUUAGAAGCUGAGUACUCAUCUUUGGAAAAACUUUAUCAGUCUGUGUUUUCAGAAUUAAAUGCACUUAAGAGCCGAAUUUCUAUAGAUUGUCUCAAUGGUCCACAAGAUUCAUUAGACCACUUGAAGGUAGCUAGCGUUGCUGUUCAAACUGACAGUGUCUUCUUCAUUGAUUCACCGAAAAGCCCACAAUUGGUAUCCGAUAUUGAAGAUCAAAAGAAACUGAAUGAAAUCACUACUGAACUGCAUAAAGUAAAAGAUAAGUACGAACUUUUACUUUGUGAGCGUGAGAGAGAACAAACUGAAUGGCGAUUGUAUGAACGGGAUUUACUCAAGGCUGUUCAAGUAGCUGAUGAGAUUAAAACGGAGUCUGAACUAGAGUCCCGCAGGCUGAACUUAGAAAAUUCAUCUCUAAAGGAGCAAGUUGAAAAAUUAACAAAAGAAUCCAAUCAGUUGCACUUGGAAAUUGGAUCACUAAAAGAUAAAGUCAAUUUGUUGUCAUCUAAAAACCCUGAAACUGAACAUCGAGAUUUAACAACUGCGAAUAAUCAUCAGUCAGAGGCGUUGAAUAAACAAAUGACUGGUCCUUUCUCAAUAUUAUCUACAACAUCUGCAUCAAAUCAAGCAGUAUUACCAACUGUUGUCAAAAUGUUUGCUCAAACAGCUCUUCUACAGCUGCUACCACUUACCUUUCAACAAAUACACCUAAUUCGUGUCGUCUGA
This is a messenger RNA of Heterobilharzia americana, 6605 nucleotides long. The record is from the annotation of a GenBank genome assembly. NCBI's taxonomy places the organism in Eukaryota, Metazoa, Platyhelminthes, Trematoda, Strigeidida, Schistosomatidae.